Nothobranchius furzeri (turquoise killifish) is the source of this 4076-nucleotide messenger RNA. RefSeq names its product Rho guanine nucleotide exchange factor (GEF) 25b (gene arhgef25b). Gene Ontology annotation, molecular function: guanyl-nucleotide exchange factor activity. The record is from RefSeq and is a predicted model, not a curated record. NCBI's taxonomy places the organism in Eukaryota, Metazoa, Chordata, Actinopteri, Cyprinodontiformes, Nothobranchiidae. Gene Ontology annotation, cellular component: cytoplasm; plasma membrane; extrinsic component of membrane. Gene Ontology annotation, biological process: axon guidance.
AGGUUGGAGUCAGGGGUCAGGGGCUUUGGGUAGUGAUCGAAAGAAUUAAGAGGUGGAAAUGAGUUUUCUUCGCAGGGUGGCUGGGCUCUCCCUCAGAGAUAGGUUGAGAAGUGAGAAACUCAGUCAUUCGGGAGGGGCUCAGAGUAAACCUGCUGCUCCUUCACAUCAAGAGGAGCCAGUUGAGCUGUCUCAGGCAUCUAGUUAGGAUGCCUCCUGAACGCCUCCCUGGUGAGGUUUUUUCAUGCACGUCCAACUGGGAGGAGACCUAAAGGAAGACCCAGGACACGCUGGAGAGACGAUGUCUCUCAGCUCGUCAGGGAACGCCUUAGGAUUCCCCCAGAGGAACUGGCCCAAGUGGCUGGGGAAAGGGAAGUCUGGGUCUCGCUGCGAAGGCUGCUGCCCCCAUGACCCGACCCCGGAUAAGCAGACAGAAAUUGAUGGAUAGAUGGAUGUUUUGCAGAAAAUUAAAAAAUGUUUUACUCUAUCCAACACAAGUUGUUUCUGAUCAUUUUAGGUAUUUUGUACAGCACUUUCACUGAUAUUUCUGAUAUUAAGAUUCUUAUGGUUUUAAAAGUUAGAGACAAAGCAGAGUUUGAAAUAAAUAGUUUGUAAAUGUCGUUUUUGCUACAGGAAAUCAUGAGAAUGUUGUGGCUUUGUCGGAUUUGCCAACUCAGAGUUUCUGAUUCAACUGGAAUUCACCUCCAGGAACUGCUAUAAAAAUAGAUAAUCAGCUGUUUCACUGUGAAAUAUCUUUAAAUAAGCACUGGAAUCAAUCUACCAACUCAGUUACACAAGAAAGACUACCUACCCAUCAGUAAAAAAAACCACCCAACAGAUAUUCACUUACAACACUUCACAUUUUUGCUAGUUUUACCAGGAAAAGUGUAAUUCCUCAUGAAAAGACAGCACAUGAGCAAAUGCAGAAAAUAGAUGCUGCUGCAGUAGAAGAGAGAGGCAUGUGUGAACAGGAGUGAGGAGAAACAGAUGCUGGCACAGCAGAACCGUCUGCUAAACCCCACUCUCGCCACAGCUCCUCCUCUUUCCUACCCCUCAGUCACUGCCUCACUCACUCCCAAACCUUCCACCCCUGUGUGACCACACAGGGAGGCUCGUGAGUCAAAGUCAGGAACGUUUUCCUGUUGUUUGUCAUCAUUCCAUGGAAUAGGAUCACUGUUCUCCUCAAAGGUUCCUGCCCUGAUUUGGAAUAUGACCGUGGAGCUCUCUGGACACCUUUCCACUCAUCUCUCCUGGGGAUUACCACAGGAGUAGUGUGUGUGCGUGUAUGUGUUGUACUUUUUGCACCUCAAGCAUCACGUCAGCUCCGCUCCGGAUGUUGUUGAGUCUGAAAGAAGACGUGGAUCACGAUGAAAGGGGGGCAGCACCAGCGAGGGUGUGGGUGUCAGCACCUGUUCAGGAAAGUUCUCCGUUCCUGUAGCUGCUGCUUUGUCCGAGGUCGAGCUGAGUCCUACUCUGCGGCAGGAAGCGAAGGCAGCACCACCCCAUCAAUGGGAUCCAUGCCCCACCAGGCCUCAGGCAGCACCAGCCCCUGCUCACACUCCUCAUCUGGAGGAUCCCGGCACCCCGUCAGCGCCCUGAAGAAAUGGCUUACCAACCCCGUCCGAAAGCUGAGCUCUGAUCCCAGAGGUGGAGCGGCUAAAGCCGAGAAGCAGAUGUUCACAUCGGAUGAAAAGGAAGCGCCAUCAUCUCCACCCAACAGUGGGGUUCAGCAGAAGUCUCUGGAAAUGAACAAAGACACCAAUCUGUCAUCUGAAAACACGGAGUGGAAAAGUCCAACGGCUUCAACACCUUCACUGGAGACUCCACAGGGAGACUUAUGUGACCUGCAAAGCAGAAACCCACAGAGUCUGAUUCAGAUAGUCAGCCCCAACCCUCAUCGUGGAGAGGACGGCCGUACACCGGCUGAGGACUCAGCCAGUCAGUGCUCUGCAGUGGACAGUGAUGAGGACAGAAACAUGGCCUUGGAGAAGAGCUUAUAUGUCCUGGCAGAGCUGAUAGAAACAGAGAGGCUGUAUGUUGAAGACCUUGGUCUCAUCGUCCAGGGCUACAUGACCGCAAUGGCCAAUCAGGGAGCUCCAGAGGACAUGAAAGGGAAGGACAGAAUUGUGUUUGGUAACAUCCACCAGAUCUACGACUGGCAUAAAGAUUUUUUUCUGGGAGAACUGGAAAAAAGUGUGGAUGAUCCAGACAGCCUGGCUAAGCUAUUUAUCAAACAUGAACGACGACUUCACAUGUACGUCGUUUACUGCCAGAACAAACCCAAGUCAGAAUUUGUUGUCUCAGAAUACAUUGAGACUUACUUUGAGGAUCUCAGGCAGCAGCUGGGUCACAGGCUGCAGCUCAAUGAUCUCCUGAUCAAACCCGUCCAGAGGAUCAUGAAGUAUCAGCUACUCCUGAAGGACUUCUUAAAAUAUUACAGCAAAGCUGGGAGGAACGUUGAAGAGCUCCAGAAAGCUGUGGAGGUGAUGUGCUUUGUGCCAAAACGCUGUAAUGAUAUGAUGAAUGUAAGCAGGCUGCAAGGCUUUGAGGGAAAAAUCACAGCUCAAGGGAAGCUUCUCCAGCAGGACACCUUCUCCGUGAGUGAGCAGGAUAGCAGCAUCCUGUCCAAAGCCAGGGAGAGGCGGGUGUUUCUGUUUGAGCAGCUCGUCAUUUUCAGUGAGCCACUUGAGAAGAAAAAAGGGAUCCCUUUGCCAGGGUACACUUUUAAAAACAGCAUCAAGGUUAGCUGUUUGGGUGUGGAGACCCCCUCUGAAGAAGACCCUUGUUGUCUGGUCCUGACCUCCAGGGGAACCGACAGCAGUGUAACACGCUUUGUUAUGCAUGCAGUCUCUCCAGAAGUACAACAAGCUUGGUUCGACGAUGUGGUCCAGAUCUUAGAGACCCAGAGAAACUUCCUAAAUGCCCUCCAGUCCCCAAUAGAGUACCAGCGAAGAGAAAUCACAUCAAACAGCUUAGGAAGGAGCACAAAGUCUCCAGCUGUGUCGUCACCUGGCCUGUCAUCGCACCCCUCCAUGCAGAGACAUCACCAACCCUGCCUGCUGUCCCAUAACAAUUCUCUGCCAUCUCUGCACUCGCCUCAGCUCACCCAGUCCUCAAAGGACUUCAAUACAAGUGAUGAGUCACUUCGAGCAACUCACCCUCCAUUUUCCUCACAACAGCAGCUCAGUUUGUACUCAGAGGUGAAACGAAGCUGUGACACAUUCAGCACCGCGUCACCCUGCACCCACCACCACCAAAAGGUUGUGACAGCCAGUUUCCAGACUAUCGCAUUUUGUGAUGGCGCACCUUACGCAGCCCGCCGACCCAACAGCUUGGAUCAGCUGGAGGAGAGCAACCAGCACUGACCCUCGGUGACUCCAUUCAACUCUGUGCAGACGUGAGCAAAGCUGCGGUGUUUCAACUAACUGUGUCGCAGGCCUUUCUGUGUUUGAUUUUGUGUAACGUUAACAUUUGAAUGUGCUUGAAUAACAGUGUGUGUGUACACAGAUUCCAUGUGCUCAUCAACAAACAUUUCCAGAUGCUGAGAUGAAAAAAACGUCCUGUUGCUUCAUGCUGUUUGAAUUUGUUUUUCUCUACUUUUUGACAAAAAAAAAAUUGACUGGAUGUUUUUGAUAAAAUGGCCAAAAUUGUCUCCAUGGACCCGUUUCACGUUAUUCUCCUCUGAGAACAUCUGAAACCCCCUGAAACCUUCUGAGCUCAUUACUCCAGUGAUCGUGACUUGCAGUUUCAUUCUGGAUCAGAUCUCAUCUGUCUAUCCCGUGCAGAUUAGCAGAGAGCUGUGUUUUCCAUUUGCCAGAUUAUUUAAACCCUUCCAUUGUGAGUUUGAUCUGGACUAAACACAUUUGAAACGCACACAAACCAUGUGGCACGAUCAAGCAGAAAGAAGAAAAGGGGUACAAAGAUCAAACAUCAUAACAGUGUGCUUAUGUAGGGUCCUUAUGUGUAGACUGGAAGAGAAAUUAUGUUCAGAUAUUUGAAUUUUGAACAAGUUCCCUUGUGUAUUUGUGUGCUGAAACAUGACAUGUAUGUUACUCCAUCAUAAAAGUUCAUGAGAGUCA